GAGAAGAGUAGGAUAGUGAAACUAUUCUCGAUACUCUAUUACGCUUUAUCGUCUCUCAACCCAACGCAAGCCAACAACUAGUUAGAUUAGAGGGAAGCUUUUGUAUUCUACUUGCAACUCUCUCUCUGCAUCGCUUUAUUGUUCCGAUUAGGGCACCCAAACUCGCUCCUUGAAUCACAACCUUAUCGCUCAUCUUUGUUCUUCAGGUUUCUCGGAGGCACUUGAUUCCGUGGUUCCGCACUUUUAUAGUGUGGUUUAUCAUUUUCACUUCAAAUUCUAAACGGAAUGGGAACUGUGAAAUUCGACGAUUGAUCAAUUUAUGUGGAAAUGCUUUAAUUUGUGGUUGAUUGCUAGGGAGCAGUACACGAAAUUCUGUUGAAUUUGGUUGUUCAUUGGUUUAUGAGAGGAACUUUAUAUUGUUCACACAUCUGUUGCUGAAUAAAAAAGGGACGGGUGUUUUUCAGCACAGUGAUGCCUUUUGGCUUGACGUUCUGAAAUCCAUGCAAUGUCGAGCUUACUUAAUUCUUCUCUGAACGGAUCUGCUUCAAAUCUUCCAGAUGGUGCUGCUGGACGUUCCUUUGCUACGUCAUUUUCUGGUCAGUCUGGUGUAGCCUCGCCAGUUUUUCAUCACUCUGGUUCUAUUCAGGGAUUGCACAACAUUCAUGGGAGUUAUAAUGUACCCAAUAUGCCUAGUUCACUUACAUCAAGAAACUCAACGUUAAAUAGUUUACCAACUGGGGGAGGAGUUCAACAACCUUCAGCAAGCCUUUCAAGUGGACGAUUUGCAUCAAAUAAUUUACCCGUUGCUCUGUCACAGCUAUCUCAUGGAAGCUCCCAUGGACAUUCAGGAGUCAACAGUAGAGGAGGUAUAAGUGUUAUAGGAAAUCCUGGAUUUAAUAGUAGCACAAAUGGAGUUGCUGGUCCUAUUCCUGGGAUUCUUCCAACUUCUGCUGCAAUUGGUAACCGAAAUGCUGUUCCAGGAUUGGGAGUAUCCCCAAUUUUGGGAAAUGCAGGUCCUCGAAUCACUAGUUCGAUGGGAAACAUGGUUGGUGGGGGGAACAUUGGGAGGAUAAGCUCUGGAGGAUUGUCUGUUCCUGCCCUUGCUUCUCGUAUAAAUUUAGGUGGAAAUGCUGGAUCUGGUGGUUUAGGUGUGCAAGGACAGAAUCGAUUGAUAAGUAGUGUUCUUCCACAAGGAUCUCCACAGGUAAUUUCAAUGCUAGGAAAUUCCUAUCCUAGUGCUGGAGGUCCACUUUCUCAAAGUCAUGUUCAAACAGUAAAUAACUUGAACUCUAUGGGGAUGCUGAAUGAUGUGAAUUCCGGUGACAGUUCACCAUUUGAUAUCAAUGACUUCCCUCAACUGACCACUCAUCCUAGUUCUGCUGGUGGGCCUCAAGGACAGUUGGGUUCUUUACGAAAACAGGGUAUUGGAGUUAGUCCCAUUGUCCAGCAAAACCAAGAGUUUAGUAUUCAAAAGGAAGACUUCCCAGCUUUACCAGGAUUCAAAGGUGGUAAUGCCGAUUUUGCAAUGGAUAUGUACCAGAAAGAACAACUUCAUGAUAACACUGUGUCAAUGAUGCAAUCUCAGCAUUUCUCUCAGAUGGGCCGAUCUUCUGGUUUCAGUUUGGGGGGAUCAUAUCCAUCACAUCGCACACAGCAGCAUACCCCUUCAGUCACUAGUAAUGGUGUCUCCUUUUCAUCUGUAAACAGUCAAGACCUCCAUUUGCAUGGAACAGAUAUGUUUCCGUCUUCACACUCAACUUAUCAUUCCCAGACCAGUGGACCUCCUGGCAUUGGACUAAGGCCUUUAAAUUCUCCAAAUACGGGUAUGGGUUCAUAUGACCAACUUAUUCAGCAGUAUCAACAGCAGCAGAACCAGUCGCAAUUCCGCCUUCAGCAAAUGUCAGCCGCAAAUCAGUCUUUUAGGGAUCAGGGCAUGAAGUCCAUGCAAAGUGCGCAAUCUAGUUCAGAUCCAUUUGGUGCACUUGGCUUGUUCAGUGUGGUCCAUAUAAGUGAUCCUGACCUGAAAUAUCUUGCUCAUGGGAUUGAUCUCACAACGCUUGGGUUGAAUUUGAAUUCAUCAGAAAAUCUUUACAAGACUUUUCGAUCACCAUGGUCUGAUGAACCAGCCAAGGGUGAUCCAGAGUUCAGUGUGCUACAAUGUUAUUAUGCUAAACAGCCGCCUGCUCUACAUCAAGGUUAUUUUUUGAAGUUUUCGGUGGAAACAUUGUUUUACAUAUUUUACAGCAUGCCCAAGGAUGAAGCACAACUAUAUGCAGCAAACGAACUUUACAAACGAGGUUGGUUUUAUCAUAAAGAACACCGUUUUUGGUUUAUAAGAGUUGCCAACAUGGAGCCGCUUGUCAAAACAAAUACAUACGAGAGGGGAUCUUACCAUUGUUUUGAUCCAAAUACCUUUGAAACAGUCCGGAAGGAUAAUUUUGUUCUUCAUUAUGAAUUGGUGGAAAAGAGACCGUCUUUACCUCAACGUUAAGGGGGAAAAAAGAAUAUCUUCAAUGUAAAGUUUUUACUUGUGGAUCUAGUUUGUAGGACGCAAGUCAUUUCUCAUCAUUAGUUAUCCUUCAAUUUGGCGUUGAUCUUACAUUCUCUUCAAUCUUGAUGCACUGAGAGAUAUUACUUUUUUUCCCCUCAGCCAUAAUACAGUUAAAAUAAUGGACGUUAGGAUAACCUGGCUGUCUGAAAGUAGCAGAUAUGGAUGACCCAAUGCACAGAGAAAUACACCCCAGAUAGAUUGGAUGCGGUGUUAUUAGUUCUUUACAGCAUACAUGAAAAUUCAACUCUGGAAGGGGGAGUUCUUUUUAAAGAUAAAAGUAAAAAGCAUUAGUUUUGUUAAAAUUUAUCCUCCCUAUUUAUGAUUAAUAUGCUUUACCUUUCAUUCUAAGGUGAACUAUUCACUUUAAGAGAAACACUGGGAAUAUAAUAUGCGACUCUUUCAAGUAGUCUACAAUGUUGUUGAAUUAUAUUGAAUCUUGUGAAGUAAUACAGGUUUCACUUUGUAGAA
Vigna angularis (adzuki bean) is the source of this 3019-nucleotide messenger RNA. Its product is annotated as probable NOT transcription complex subunit VIP2. Bases 506 to 2491 code for a protein of 661 amino acids. The transcript has 15 exons. The record is from RefSeq and is a predicted model, not a curated record. Lineage: Eukaryota; Viridiplantae; Streptophyta; Magnoliopsida; Fabales; Fabaceae. Gene Ontology annotation, cellular component: P-body; CCR4-NOT core complex. Gene Ontology annotation, biological process: nuclear-transcribed mRNA poly(A) tail shortening; regulation of DNA-templated transcription.